UGUGAUCCAAAGCUCUUGGAGUUUGGGCGGGGAAUGUGGUGCGGGGCAAUUUCGGCACAAGAGUAAAAUCUUGAUACUAUUUAUUCAUUUUUCGGAGAAUAGAAAUUCAGAAUAAGGUUAAAUAAAUUCUCGUAGCAGCGUUUUGUUUCCCAUCGCCCCCUUUUGCUCUCCCUCUGUGCAGACAUGUUGUUCUUCUCGUACUUCAAGGAUUUGGUGGGGAGGGAAGUAAUCGUGGAGCUGAAGAACGAUUUGGCCAUCAAAGGAACAUUGCAUUCUGUUGAUCAGUACCUCAACAUCAAGCUCGAAAACACUAGCGUCGUCAAUCAAGAAAAGUACCCUCACAUGCUUUCUGUAAGAAACUGCUUCAUCAGAGGUUCGGUAGUGAGAUAUGUGCAAUUGCCUCCAGAAGGGGUGGACAUUGAAUUAUUGCACGAUGCCACAAGAAGAGAAGCCCGGGGCGGUUAGUGUCUUCAUUUUGUGAUGUAUCUUAUUUAUGAGAAUUCGGUGGGCUUACAUAAGGUGGAUGUUAACCUUCCUACUUCAGAAGGAAACUCUUUUCAGAUGUUAAAGGUUAUGUAACUGUAUUGGCUUUUCCUUUUAGUUCUUUUGGAAGCUUUGUCCAGUUUUAAUGUGACAAAAAUGAUACUGGUGUAACUGCAUUUCUUUUUCUUUCCCCUAGUGCCUCUAUAUUCGAAGAAAUAUCACCAAGUAUAAUGCAUUUAUA
Messenger RNA from Glycine soja, 724 nucleotides. RefSeq names its product sm-like protein LSM2. The transcript is spliced from 3 exons. Bases 184 to 465 code for a protein of 93 amino acids. The record is from RefSeq and is a predicted model, not a curated record. Gene Ontology annotation, biological process: mRNA splicing, via spliceosome. Gene Ontology annotation, molecular function: RNA binding. NCBI's taxonomy places the organism in Eukaryota, Viridiplantae, Streptophyta, Magnoliopsida, Fabales, Fabaceae. Gene Ontology annotation, cellular component: catalytic step 2 spliceosome; U6 snRNP; P-body.